UAUCAGAUGUUUAGACUCUCAUUCUGACGGCACCCAUUCACUGCAAAGCAUCCAUUGAUGAGCAACAUGCGUAAUGCUAAAUUCCUCCAAAUCUGUUCUGAUAAAGAAUAAGUUUUCAUUUUUGGAUUGAAUCAUUCCUUUUAAAAAAAAAGACACACUUCAGCUUAAAACAAUGCAAAAUUGUUAUUAUGGGUCACUAUCUGUGACAGGUUGAAAUUUUUAACCUUUUGGCUGUUUACAACUCGCUUUGAACACAACAGGUGUGUCACAUUACAGUCAUUAUACUGUUUGCUGAGUCCCUGAAUGCUGGACAAACAUUCCUGCAAUAGCUGCAUAUGAGUGAAAUAAGAAAAAUCCACAGGGAAAUAAACAAAUUUUUAAACAUUCAGUUCAUCUGCUGUCACCACAUUAACAUCUUCACUUGUGGCUGGUAUGAUAUAACGAGCCAGGACAUAAUAAAACACACAAUGUGAUUUAUUGUCCUGGCUAAACACCCAAAUCACUGGUAAUCCAGCGUAUCUUGAUUAAAAACACAAACAUAACAUUUUUCUGAUGCAACAUUCGCCUUUCUCCUACAUCUGUGUGUCUGUUGGAAUGAUAUAAGAACACAGAUGUUAGCGCAAUAGCCAAUGGCGAUCAGGAGGGGGCUGGUCUGGACCACUUUCCACUCCAUCCUGUCUUUUAAAACUCUGGGAAGUUCACGAAACUAUCAGACUUGAUUUUGAAGAACGGGAGGAAACCAAUUCAUUGGUCAAGCCACUCAAGAACUUGAGAAACUUUUUCGGGGCGCGUCUGAAAUUUAUUUCGUGUUACCAGCAGCUGCCCAUCAGUGGCUGUGGCACUAUGUGGGACUUCACUGUCGUGACGUUGGUGCUGUCUGCCGUCUUUGUUGUGUCUCUGGCACAAGGACCCAUCUGGGACAGCUCACAUCUUCGGAGGUUAAACAAAACGGACAGGAACAGAAAGCUGCCUUACAACAGCCUCGUGGAGCCACAGACCACAGGCGUAACCGAAUGGACAUCCUGGUUCAAUAUUGACCAUCCGGGAGGAAAUGGUGACUACGAGAGGCUAGAAGCCAUUCGCUUUUACUACCGGGAACGGGUCUGCUCACGACCUGUAGCCAUGGAGGCCCGUACCACGGACUGGGUUGCAGCUGCGGAUACGGGGGAGGUGGUCCAUUCCAGUCUGGAGAAGGGCUUCUGGUGCAUCAAUAAGGAACAGCCAUCAGGUCGCAGCUGCUCCAACUACCAUGUGCGAUUCCAGUGUCCACCAGUCCACUCGUACUGGACCGACUGGAGUGAAUGGACGCCUUGCUCGGCCACCGCCUGUAACGAUGUUGGCAUCCAAGUCCGGCAGAGGAAAUGCAUGAGCACGCAACCUCUUCCACUGCUGCUUUCGCCUGUCUGCGUGGGGCCUCACAUCGAACGGAGAGAGUGUUCAACCCCACCAUGUGAAGCUGUGUGGAGCAAAUGGGGUUCAUGGAGUGCUUGCUCAGUGACCUGUGGGAAAGGUCGCAAGACAAGACGUAGGACAUGUCACAGAUCUUCUACUAAGAUUCAGUGUACAGGACGACCAGUGGACGUCCAAAAGUGUGAAAAUCCAUGUCCAGUGGCAUGCAAACGUGUCUGUCCCGGGGGACGUCCCAGUACCGACUGCAACUACUGUAUCUGUGAUGGACAAAUACUACAUGGGGAGGUCUUCAGUAUUACGGGAGUCCCAGUGCCAAACGCCACGGUGGCUCUGGCUAGCCAAGCCAAGGUCGUCCGUGCCCACACUGAUGCCAAGGGUCAGUUUAAGAUUGAUGGACUGUGCACCAGCCCACAGACCAGAGUGGUUAUUAAAAAGGAUAAAUUUGCACCUGUUACACUCCCCGUUUCCAACAAUAGCACUGAUGAACUUUGGGUACGGGCUAUUUUACGGUCCUCAGAAAAGCCUUACAUUGAGAAGCAUCCAGAAGACAAAGUGCGUUAUGAGGGACAACGUGCAACCCUUUGCUGUAGAGCAAUAGGAUCACCAAAACCUGACAAAUAUUACUGGUACCACAAUGGAACCUUACUGAAUCGCACAAUAUACAAGUACGACGAAGAUUUGAUAUUGCGGGACCUGAAACCAGAGCAGUCAGGGCAAUAUCACUGCAAAGCAACUAGUCUGACAGGCAGCAUCAAGUCUACUUCAGCCGUCCUAACUGUUUUCGCUAAAGGAACACCAGCAUGCAACGCAACACCUGAAACUCAUCUGAUCAAAUUGCCACUGGACUGCAAGCAGCCUGGAACAGACUCCAAGUUUUACAAUGCAGGUCGCUGUCCACACAACAAAUGCCCUGGGUCAUUGGACUUUGACAUGCGCUGCAGGGAUGGAUCUGGCUUCUGCUGUGGGGUCAAACAAAUGGAUGCCAGAGAGAUCAACUGUGGCCGUUACAUCCUGCCUAUUAAGGUUGUGAGUGAGUGUGGCUGCCAGACUUGUGUGGAACCCAAAGUUCUUGUACGGGGCAGGGUGGUGGCAGCAGACAAUUUUGAACCCCUGCGCUUUGGACACAUUUACAUAGGGAAGGAACGGAUAGGCACCACAGGAUACCAGGGUGGAUUCACAAUCCAGGUGUCUCCAGAUACACAGCGUCUUGUGAUAAACUUUGUGGACCCUUCUGAGAAGUUCAUUGACACAAUCAAGGUGUUUAUCUUUGACAAGAGAGGAGGCGCGGUCUAUCAUGACGUAAAAGUGAUGAGGAAGCAGGAACCUAUUGAUAUCAACGCGGCAGAAAGCAAUACCAUUUACCUAGGUGAAAUCAAAGACGAGGACCCCAUCGGUCAACUGGUCAUACCUCCAAACUCCUUCCAUAAAAACACAGGGGAGGUUUAUGAAGGGACCGUCAAGGCCAGCGUCACGUUCCUUGACCCACGCAACAUUACUAUGGCUGCUGCCGCUCCUGGUGAUCUCAACUUUGUAGACAACGAAGGAGACAUGUUACCUCUCAGGACAUAUGGAAUGUUUUCAGUAGAUUUCCGAGAUGAGGCAAACCAGGAGGUUCUAGGAGCCGGCGAAGUCCAAGUUCUCCUUGACACGGAGCAUGUAAAAAUGCAGGAGCACAUCCCUACUAUGAAACUCUGGUCCCUCAAUCCCGAUACAGGCAUUUGGGAGGAGGAGAGUAACUUUCAACCCAAGCAAACCACCGUUGCUGGCAGCGGGAGGAACAAACGAGAGGAGCGCACUUUCCUGAUAGGAAAUAUGGAAAUCAGGGAACGUAGGUUGUUCAAUCUCGAUGUGCCUGAGAAUCGUCGCUGCUAUGUCAAAGUGAGGGCGUACAUGAGUGACAAGUUCCUGCCCAACGAGCAACUAGAAGGAGUGGUGAUAAACUUGAUAAACCUGGAGCCCAAACCUGGCUACUCGUCAAAUCCGAGGGCUUGGGGACGAUUUGAUAGUGUGAUAACAGGACCAAACGGUGCUUGUCUUCCAGCUUUUUGUGAUGCUCAGAGGCCGGACGCAUACACGGCUUACGUCACAGCUAUAAUGGGAGGUGAGGAACUGGAAGCAGCCCCCUCAAUGCCAAAGAUGAAUCCAAACAUUAUUGGUGUGUCCCAGCCAUAUUUAGGGAAGUUAGAUUACCAGCGCUCCGAUCAUGAGGAUCCAGCACUUAAGAAAACAGCUUUCCGAAUCAACCUUGCCAAACCAAACCCGAACAAUUUUGAUGAAACGAACGGACCAAUCUAUCCAUAUCAGAAUUUAAUUGCAUGUGAAAACGCACCAGUUGAUGCCAACCACUUCCGUUUCUUCCGUGUCGAAAAAGAUAAAUAUGAGUACAAUGUAGUACCCUUUGAAGAGAGUGACCUCACGUCUUGGACUGGAGACUAUCUUUCCUGGUGGCCAAAUCCACAGGAGUUCAGGGCUUGCUACAUCAAAGUUAAGAUUCAUGGAGCUACAGAAAUCAUGGUAAGGUCAAGAAACCUUGGCGGCACUCAUCCUCAGACAAGAGGUCAGCUGUAUGGCAUUAGAGACAUUCGUAGUACCCGCGACUUGCACCAUCCGAACACCUCUGCUGCUUGUCUUGAGUUCAAGUGCAGCGGGAUGCUCUUUGAUCAAGGUAUUGUAGACAGGUCACUAAUUUCUAUCAUCCCACAAGGUAACUGCCGUCGAGUAGGCACCAACGGUCUCCUGCAAGAGUAUCUGAUAAAGCAUCCUCCUGUUUCUCAAAACAAUGAGUCUCAUGCAUUUAACAUGCUAGCUCCUGUUGAUCCACUUGGACACAACUAUGGAAUAUACACCGUCACAGACCAGAACCCACGUGUUGCCAAAGAGAUUGCCAUUGGCCGCUGCUUUGAUGGCACUUCAGACGGUUUUUCUAGGGAGAUGAAGUCAGAUUCUGGAGUGGCACUGACGUUCAGCUGCCCUAAAAGAACUGUGAAUCGGGAGAGCUUAUUCCAGCGCUUGCAAACAAAUCCUGGCCUAACACUAACACAGAUGGCACGAGAGAUGAGGGAGUCCCAGGGACUGCAAGUCAGAAGAGGGUCAACCCAAAUGGUGGCCUACCCCUUUGGCCAACAGGGCAGUAGCCAAAACCGCAGAGCCACGAACACUAACAGAAGGAGACCUGCUACAAGGACAGAACCAAGGCAGUAGAUCUUUCUUCAGGUCUUUUGGGUUGAAGAGAGUGAGGGAAAAAGACUCAAAAAACCUGCUAUUGAAAUCCCAAACUUGGCCAGCCGGGUGAUACUGGAUUCUGUGUCCUAACAGAGCAAAAUCCUCACCUGAUUUAUCCGAACACAUUUAAACUCUUUCUACUUGUGUAUGGAAAACUGUCCUCUCAUACUUCCUCAAAGUUUACUUCAUUGUUUCAGACAUUUAUUUCUAAUGAUUAGGCCAAAUACUCUACAAGGCCCUUACAGACUGACGUCAUUUAUUUAUUUUAAAUGUCAAAACUUGCUUAUGUGGAGUGUCCUACUUUUAGAUUCAUUUUCUCUAAUUGAUUAGUGUCUUCCAUUGAUGAUAGGCUAAAUAGGUGAAGUCUGUAUGGGCUGAGGUCAAGUGGGACAGCUGCUAAUCCUCUUUCAUCAACAACAUAUUCUACUCUACGGGACAAAACCCAAGGCAGCAAAGAUGCUCGUUCUGUCUCGUCUCCUUUUCCACCUCACCAUUCCAGUUGUGAUUUGGCCAACUACUGGUCUGACCAAGGCAUGACUGACCCCAGCCAAGAACAGCAUCCCUUAACGGAUCGCCAUGUAGACUAAACAAACCUGUGGUGAGACAAAGAAUAUUAUAAUGGCCCUAAACUCAAACGCAAUUUAAUGUUUUUCGAAAUACGCUCUUCAUCGUUUUGUUCAUAUGGCUGGCCUAAAUAAAAGCUUUCUUUAGAUAUGAAAUUCAACUUUUACAGUACAUCUCAGUGUAUGAUGUCUAGAUCUUAGGGUAAACUGAUUGUAUUUUGUUUCUUGUUUCUGUUUGUCUCCUAAAGUGCAAUAUUGUGUUCCAAUAAUGACUUGAGAGUCCUGACAAAAAACGUCCAAUGUUAUGAGCCAAUCAAUCAAAGGUCCGUUGGACUAUUCCCUUGGUAACUGCAUAUCUGAAUUUCAAAUUGCAUAGCACUUGUUUAUUUUAAACCUAACCCUAAUGAAUAUAAACUUGCUAAUCCUAUUCAACAUCCUCUCAUAUAGCAAACUGACAAUGCAACAUAAAUGCAGUUGCAGUAUUUUAACUCCACCCUAAAGUAACAAAAAUCCAAUUGUGUGAUUUCAACAAUUAAUGGACCAUAAAAAAAACAUGUGGACCUGCAUGAGCUGGACAACUGAGGUACAUUUUGUAGGUGGCAUUGCAAAUAGGAUUUCAUUAUGGUAAUUCUAAUUUAAUGUCUAAUCCCUGAUGCUUUGACUAUUCUGUAUUGGUUCAAAGCAGAAAGUUAAUUGAGUUGAGGGAUUACAGUGCAUGCUUUAAUAGAUAAUGGUGCAAAAGUUUAUUUUGUCUGUGUGCCAUUACCAGGACAACAGUUUUUUACAGUUGUGGCUGACUAGAAUCAUAAGGAAACAAGAAUUUUGAACUGUAAAACACAUUGCUGUAUGCCAAGUACACACUUAAAGUGAUUGAAAACCAUUGAGUCAUUGAGUCGUACAUUUGUAACUUGAAUAACUUUAAACUUUUGUAAUUUUGUAAUAUAUCCACUUAAAGUAACCUUUGGUUUUAAGCAUAUAUAUACUGUACAUUUCUAUUUUAGAGGCAAGAUGGACUUAGAUAUUGGAUGAAUAUGGUGCUAAAAAAUGGUUGGCCUCCAGUUAGCUCUCAAAAGUGUUUGUCCUCGCUUCAACUGUCUGGCUGGUCUCAGGGAGACUACAACUUUUCCAGGAAUAUCCUCUGGCAAAAUGCGCAUUGAUAACUCUACCACUACAAUACAAAGUGAGAAUACAAUAGUUGCAUCCGCGCUCUUGGAAAUCUCUUUUCAUGCUUGCUUCAAAAACAUUUUACAUGAAACAAAUCCUGAAAAUCUAUGCAAAUCAUAUUGUAACUUAUACUGCAUGAAACUUGCCAUCUUGCAAUCUCGAAAGCCAGUUUUAUGUGUAAAUUGUGGAUUACAAUUUUACCAGAAUGUAAAUAAAGAUCUCUUGUAAACAUGUUCUGU
Labeo rohita (rohu) is the source of this 6598-nucleotide messenger RNA. It is a transcript of the gene cilp2, whose product is annotated as cartilage intermediate layer protein 2. The coding region runs from base 844 to 4611 and encodes 1255 amino acids. Lineage: Eukaryota; Metazoa; Chordata; Actinopteri; Cypriniformes; Cyprinidae. The transcript is spliced from 10 exons. The record is from RefSeq and is a predicted model, not a curated record.